GCGACUGGCCCAAGGAGGAAAGAGUGACUCUCCCAGUCAUCAGUGUUCACUUUGCGUCGUGUCAGUCAAAAUGUUUGGCGAAUGAACGUGCCAGUUUGGCGUUCUUAACUCAAAACACGCACUUUUUAGUUCGGUGGAGUGCAGUUUUUUUAGUGAGUGUCGGAAGCGUAAGAUUCUUUUCUGCGAUGGACACAAUGUCAGUGUCGCGAGGCAGUCCAGCACCUUUAUCUUAUCGCGUGGAUGUGUAAGGGUCGGUCGGAGCGAUGCAGGUGGCGAGGCAUUCCCACGACAGCGGCAGCAGUUCGCCCCUGGAGCGACUGUCGCCGCGCAAGCAGGCGAGUUUUAGGGUGCGCGGCGGCCCGUCGAGUCGGCGCCGCAACUCGCGUGCCCUCCGCGCCACGACCGUCUCCGCCCUCACCUCAAAGUUCAACAAUCUGUCGGCCGAGGCAGCCAAAGGCAAGGACGAGGCCAAGGGCGGCCGCCCCGUCACCGGCCACCCCCACCGACUGAACUCGCCGAGCAAACGCAAACCCCCGCCCGCGACCACCAAUACGGCUGCGCCCAAUUUGAAUGACGACCUGCGACUUUGUCACGGCACCGUCAAACACACCAUCAAGCUAUUUGAGAAGAUCGAAACUCACAAAAGCGCAGUGCCAAAAGAACAAGUCGCUGCCAACGAUGCCGAGCAACAACAAAAGUUGCAAGAAGCGCCUUCGACACCGCCGUCGAUCCCAAAGCCCAAAGUGAUGCUCAAGCCGACCGCCUCGUUCAUCAGUCGCAAAGUGUCCGAACUGAAGUUUUCCGGCCGAAAGACCAACCAGGUCCAGCCGAUGCCACAACAAGUGCCACAAAAAACUGCCCUCUUCAAGCUCAGCAAACCGCAGGACGAGAAACGUACAAAAAAGGAAGAGGAGAAUAUAAAGAUUAUAAGUGCCGAAAAAGUGCCAAACAUGAAAAACCGCUCCUACAUCCAUUCCUUUGAUACAGAGAAUCUCAGCUCUAGAGUGGAGCCGUUGUUGCCAAGCAUCAGCGAGACAAGCGUCGGCACCGAAUUUUUCGAAUGUGAUAAUGCGCCGUCGCCUCCGAUGAGCAACGACAUUUCUCUGGUCGACGAAGUGUUGAAGGAAUUGGAAAGCAACAAGCUCAUCGCUGAAUGCAAAGUGCAGCUGGACGAGCUGACUGCGGCGGCGGCCAAGGCGCAGCCCAAUGUGUCAUUCCUCUUCAGCAGCUCUGCCAUACAGCAAGCCAAACAGGAGCCCCUUCCAGAGACUGAUGAGAAUCAAUUGAUAUGGAACCCAGAGGACUAUGACGAUGUUUACGCGUCAUCCACUUUGAGGCCCACAAGCAAAGUGGUUGGGCCUGGUGAAGAGGUCUACGACUACCCCCUGCCAAAGAACAGCCUAGACGAGUACACAUAUGACGACUGCGGCCCUUCGGAGGGAAUUUACGAAGACACCGCCACCGUUUACGAGUCCAUUGGCUCGUGCGCCCCCAGCUAUUUUGAGAAAAACAGUUUGUACGGCGGCAUCGAGAUGCUCAGGGCGCUGCCCCAGGCCAACUUUUUGAGCAGCUCCUCCUCAAGAAGCCCCUCUCUCAGCUCCAGAGCUGAAAUUAACUGUGAUGGAGGCAGAUCUGAAAGCGAAAGACAAAGUGAAACUGGCAGCGACGAGUGGAUGGAUUUGGAGAUUUCAGAGCCAGAAGAAAAACCAUCUAGGUUGGAGUUGCCACCAAUUCCAACAAUUCACAAAGAGAAAACAAAGAACAGGCGGAGUCCCAGUUGGUCCCUCAAAGUUCGCCAGCAGUGGACGCACUCGCUGAAGAGGAGACCCCUCAAUUACAGCAAUUCAAACAGUGCAAGUGAUGACAACCACUAUGAGUCCCUGUAUGAAAUGCUUCCUGGAGACAGGACGGGCAGGUCACCCUUGGCCGUUCCAACCUCUCCGCCACCUCCACCGCCUAUUGAUGAAACGUACGACAGUGACAUCACCGAUUCCAGUUUUGAUUCCGAUUCAGACACUGAGUUUGAAACUGUCACUCUGCGGCGUAAUGAGGUGCUGCUGCCUGAAUUGCCACCACCGCCAGCCAGUCAAACAGGUGGCAUGACCAAAUUCGCGGAGGCCGCCUCCAAAAAGAUGAAAGACUUCAAAAAGACGUGGAAAAGGGGGAUAGGAGAUAAAUUGAGGAGGCUCAGCACGCCAAAUCCGGUCGCGAUUUUUGAAGCUCAAAAUGCAGUCAUGAAAGAACAAGCUCAAAACAAUCAGCCGACAAACAGCGCCACAACGCCAACCAAAGAGCCGUCGAAAAAGUAUUGGACGUUUAGGAAAAACAGCAAGGCAAGUCGGUCUCCGAAUCUCUCCACGCAAAAGAGCACAGAUUCAGCAAGUAGUAUUUUCUACGUCGGAACAGACGAUCUUGAAAUCGGCGAGAAAGAUGAUUACAUGAGGCAUUCCGUGACUGAAGCCGCUUUGUUUAGUGGCCCGUCGAGUAGUUCGGCAAGUCUGGAGAGUGAAAAUGUACCGCGCCGGCACAGCAGCAGCGUUAUUCGGCCCAAAACGCCACCCCCGCCGCCUCCAACAGACGCCGCCAGGAACGGCAAAUCCAUGGAGUGGUACGCAGAAAUCGAAUUAUCUAGUCUUCAACACCAUCAAAACACCAGUCUCUCAGAAAUCGAUACCCAAAGUCAACGAACUGAAUCAAGCGAUGACGUCGCCAGCAACAACAAUGGCUCUGAGGCGAGUUUCACUCCAGCCUGCUUUGAGGACGAACCGCUGUACCAAUUUUACGCAGAAUCGGUAUUGCAGCAAGCUCAACGGGAGCUGAACGAGGAGUCUGAUUCGGACGGUUAUGAAGAGAUUGGCGAGAAAAUGAUUUCAAGGCCGAGCGCGAUGGAGCUCAUCAAGCCGCAAUCGCCGUCGGGUCAGAGGUCGCUGUGGUGCGAAAUCCCUGAUGUCAUCAACAGCGGCGUGCUCGACCGGCUAAAUCAACAACAACGGAAGCUGCAGGAGGCCAAGUUUGAAAUCAUCACGUCCGAAGCGUCAUACAUCAAGUCACUGAACGUUUUGGUCAUGCACUUUGUACUUUGCCCAGAACUUCAGGACGAGCUUGUUCUUUCCAAGACUGAUAGGGAUAUUCUUUUCUCAGGCAUUCGGCCAGUAAAAUCCUGUUCAGAGCGAUUUUUGGCCGAUUUGGAGAAAUGCUGGCAAGAGAGCAUUCUCCUUACAAACAUUUGCAAUGUGAUGGAGAGGCACGCGGCCAAAAACCUGAACGUUUACAUCAAAUAUUGCUCACAACAAAUUUACCUUGACCGAACUUUGAAACAUCUGAGGCAAACCAACUCGGCUUUUUCGGAUGUGCUAACCCGCCUUGAAAGUGACCCUGAAUGCCAGGCGCUGUCCCUCCAUUCCUUCCUCAUGCUGCCCAUGCAAAGGGUCACGCGGCUGCCUCUUUUGUUUGACGCCGUGCUUCGCAGACUGAACGCCAACACUGACGAGUACAACUCGUGCAAGAACGCCCUGAUGAUGGUCAAUAAGUUGGUGCAAGACUGCAAUGAGGAGGCGCGGAAGAUGGAGCGAAUGAAGGACAUGAUCGAGUUGUCACGGCAGCUCGAGUUCAAGAGCGACAUGCGCGCCAUUCCUUUGAUUUCCACCUCAAGGUGGCUCGUCAGGUCAGGCGAAAUGACGCAGCUGCUCAUGAAGGACGAGGCCAAACUCACCUUUGGAAGGAAAUUCGCCAAACAAACCGUUUUCGUCUUCCUUUUCACGGACUAUGUUAUAGUGGCAAAACGAAAAGGAGAGGAGGGCUAUCAAGUGUUGGACUACUGUGCCAGAAACAUGGUGGAGGUUGUGAACCCUGAGGACUACGCAGAGGGGACUAUCAGUCUGCCGUGGAGGAUCAGUGAUAUGUCGUCCAAGAACAUGCUAUUGCUGACCCUUUUACAAAACCAUGAGAAGAAAAUGAAUGAAAUGGUGUUGUCUUGUCAACUGGAGUCUGACAAGCAGAGGUGGCUGGCCGCCUUCACCACUCCUCAAACUUCUCAGGAAAACCCCGAAGAAAGGGUGUACGAGUCGUGGGACUGCCCUCAGGUGCAAGCCAUCCACGCCUACGUCGCUCAGCAGCCAGACGAGCUCUCGUUGGAGGUUGCCGAUGUGGUCAACGUCCUCAGAAAACUCCCCGAUGGUUGGUAUCAGGGAGAGCGAAUCAGAGACGGCGAGUGCGGCUGGUUCCCAGAAAACUACUGCAAGGAAAUCCUUUCGAGUCACGUUCGGGCACGCAACCUGAGGCAAAGGUACCGCUUGUUGGCCCUGACCAGCGAGUUCAUUGACGGCCAGAGGAAGGCGCGCCUCGGCACCCCCAACAACUCCAAAAUCAAACUCACCUCGAGCGAGAAGCUUGAGAUCCUUUAACUGAAUUUAAAUUGCUAAUUUAAAAAACAAAGAACACAAGCGCUGUACAUUUCCUUCACUUUUGUAUAUUUAUAAAAAUGUAUUUUCUUCUCGUCAACACAUUUUGCUAAACGGAUUAAAUUUAAUGAGAACAAAAAUGAUUGCCAUUGUAAUUGUUAAUUUACGUUAACCAUCGUUUUGUGCAGACUCUGCUCUGCCUCAAACGAAACAAAGUUUCAAGCUGAAAGUUAUUUAUAUUGAAAUAAAAUUGUGAUCUUACACAAGAUAAUUUUUGAAA
Molecule: messenger RNA, 4680 nt
Organism: Neocloeon triangulifer
Lineage: Eukaryota; Metazoa; Arthropoda; Insecta; Ephemeroptera; Baetidae
Exons: 20
Coding region: 264-4403 (1379 amino acids)
Biological process (GO): activation of GTPase activity
Molecular function (GO): protein binding; guanyl-nucleotide exchange factor activity
Source: RefSeq, a predicted model, not a curated record